Messenger RNA from Stegastes partitus (bicolor damselfish), 10134 nucleotides. RefSeq names its product proline rich 12a (gene prr12a). The transcript has 15 exons. The record is from RefSeq and is a predicted model, not a curated record. Bases 885 to 8849 code for a protein of 2654 amino acids. Lineage: Eukaryota; Metazoa; Chordata; Actinopteri; Pomacentridae.
GCGUCUCCGGAGGAAAAUGAGUAAAAAAUAUUAAAACGCGGCCUGCUUUUCUUUACACUUCCUUGUUCGGUUUUUUUUCUUCUCGUACUCUUGCCUGAAUUUUCUCCAGCGUUAGCUACCCUGCUUUUUUUGUUGUUUUUUUUGUUUUUCCAAGCCGUGAAAAAGGAACAAGGGGAGCGAGCAUUUAGGGGGGAAAUAAAAGCAGCCCUGUUUUAUUUUGAUGCGUCGUUACUGACAGCUAGCAUCUGCUGCUAGCACACAAGCUCCGCUCCGGAGGGGGGUGGGAACCAUUUGCAUGCAAAGGAGGAGAAGAAGAAGAAGAAGAAAAAAAAGAUUUAGAAAUUGGGGAUUUCUUUGCUUCGUCCGUCGGAGGGGGGAAUGAUUGCUACCAACGUGGCCCUGUCAAUCGCAGUCUUUUCUAGUUGCUAGCAGCGUAGCCGAAACUAGCCUAAAGAAAGGGGAGGAGAGACGGCGAGAAAAGGGACGCAUUCAAGUCAAAUGUUUAUCAGCAUUUCGCCCAGCACCGGCCAAAAUCCGCGGCAUCUUCACCAUGACUGCUUUCGGGCUGCAUUCGUGGAAAUGAUAAAAGGCGUAGGAAAAGGAGGAAGAGUGGCUUUUUUUGGAGGUGGUUGGAUUAUAACCCCGUAGACCCCCCUCUUUUUUCAUCCAGCUUUCUCCUCCUCCCCUCCAUUUCUCUUUCAAUAUGCUGUUUUCCACUCCUGAGGACUUGCUUAUGAAACCGGGGAAAAUAGCCUGAAAACGAGCACGGGAAAGGAUUUUUUUUGUGUGUGAUUUUUUUUUUCUCUCUCUCGCUCUCUCUCCCCGAAAUCUGCCCUGCGACGUUUUGCUUUCAUCCUCAUCGCACAGCACUGUACAAGACAUAAAUGGAUAGAAAUUACCCGGGAACAGGGUUUGGUGAUUUGGGCGCAGGAGCAGGAUGGAGUUACGAGAGAUCGGCAAAAGCAAGUCUUGUAUAUGGGAGUUCCAGAUCAUCCCACCCUGAGUCUGAGCUCCUUCACCGACAAGCCUACGCCACCCCACACCCUCUGCAGGGCUAUGCCACCAAUCACCACCCAGGGAGCUCUGGCCAAGGCGGGGCUUGGGGAGCAGCUGGACGGAGUUUGGGUCUGUCCGGGCUUUUUGACACUGGCCUGCACCAUGCCAGCCCCUCUGCCCCCGAUGCCUCCGUCAUGAAUCUGAUCUCAGCCCUGGAGUCCCGGGGUCCCCAGCCUCCGCCCUCUGCCUCCUCCCUUCUCUCCCAGUUCCGCACACCAUCCUGGCAGACAGCGAUGCACACGCCUGCUCCUCCUGAACUCUUCAUCUCUGGAGCCCUUCCUGGCUCUGGCUCCUUCCCCUCCUCCUCAGCUCUAUCAGCCUAUCAACAUCCAGCAUCCUUCUCCAGCCGCUCCUUCCCUGCCGCCUCCCUUUCCCUCCAGGACACACCCACGUUCAGUCCUACAUCCAAUGGCCUGCUCUCCCCACACGACCCCUUAAUACACAUCAAAGCCCCUUCCCAGUCCAGCCUGGGUUUUGAUAGACUCCUGUCCUCACAGGGGGCCGCUGCAGCUGCCUACAGGGGCAGCCAGGAUCCCACGGGUGCCACAUCGGCCCAAGCGUCCUCUGCCAGGCACCUGCAGUCACACCAGUUCAACCUGCUGUCAUCUCAGCUACAAGAUCAAUCCUCUCAGCUGUAUAAUCCAUCAGUGUUUUCCUCAGCCCAGCCCCAGCCUCAGUCCCAGUCGCAGUCCAACUCUGCUCAGGAGAGGGCCGUGCCCAGGCAGGACAGCGUUAUCAAGCACUACCAGCGGCCCACGCCAGCUCAGUCGCAGCUCUCGUCCUCUGCUGCCCACUCUCUUCAGCACUACCUCAGCUGUGGAGGGGCGGGGUACCAGCAAAUUGCCACCCAUCACAGGCAUGCUGGCCUUUCAUGCAGCCCACUGGGUGACCAGAGCCCGUCAUCCGACCACAAGCCCACCUCUCGAACUGAGCAGUAUCGGCCAAUCAUUCAGCCUCCCUAUUCCUCCUCCUCCUCCUCCUCAUCUUCAUCCUCAGCUGGGAAAGGUACUAAAAGCAGCUCCAGCAGUGGAUACUCUUCUGGAAGUUCGGCGUCAUCCUCAAGAACUCCUCACACACCCCCUUCUGCUUCCUCUACCUCCUCUUCCUCCUCCUCUUCUUCUGCCACCUCUGGGGCUCAUCCUUCUAACUCGAUUCCCACCUCCAGCUCCAGUGCAGCCCCUUCCAGGCAACAGCCACCUCCUCAGCCUGCUCCGCCUCCUCCGGCCCCUCAGCAGCAGCCACCUGCCACUUCCACUUCAGCUCCCCAGUCUCUCCCUAAAUCUUGCCUCUCAGGCUACGGUUCUCCUGUACCCCCAGUGAAGACCCCCACCUCUGCUCUUACUGGCCAGACCCCACCCCAACAACAGACGCAGUCAUAUUCCCCGAACCAGCCCCCUACAUCCCACCUGGCUCAGUCCUAUGGAGGUUUCAGUUCACCACAAGCCCAAGACCUGAGCUCAGGCACUGGGGGAAAAGGCUAUGGGAGUUUAGGAGGGCGAAGCCAGUCGUACUCCACUGAUAUAUACGGAGCUGACUCUGCUUAUGGAUCGCUUCCAUCCUCUCUGGGUGGAGCAGGAAGCCCAUCACUCGGCUACGGAGCUCCAGGUCACUCACCUGCCCUUUUAAGAUCAAGUGGCUCAUCAGGUAGUGGAGCAUCUGGGGGAGGAAGCAGCAGCGGCACAGGGAGUGGAAACUCUGGGUCAGGAGGAGGAGCAGGAAAUGGUAUGACCAAUGAGAGAGGUGGAGGAGGUAGUGGCGGAGGGUCGUAUCAUAUUCCAGACUCUAGCCCCUCUCCGUCAGGCAACUCAGGCAUCAUCCGUCCAGGAUUGCACUCCCCAGUGCCCACCUGCCCCACUCAGUCUCCAGGAGGCGCAGGCUCAAAUAAAUACAUUUCUUCAGUUCUCUCCCCCACUUUUCUCGCCUCACCGCAGGGCUUCCCCGACACCAGAGGCCCAAGCUCCCAACCUCAGUCGUAUCAUUCCACCUCAUCCAAAUCAAAGGCAGACACUUCCAUGCUGGGAGUGGGCUCUCAGAGAUCCCAAGAGGAAGUUGACGAUGAUGAUGAAUUCUUGAUCCAGCACCUGCUGCAAGCCCAGGCAAGUCCUGCUCCUCACCAUCCUCAACAGCAGCCCCAACAGACGUCUCAGCAGACACAGCCCCAGCCCCAGUCAGUACCCCCAACCACUGAUUCAGGCAAAGGGAUGAGCUAUGAUAUGGGUAAGACCUCUGAGGAGAGGUACCACCCCCAGAGUGUCAUACGUACCCACAGUGCCACAUCUACUGCUGGAGUUGGAAAUGCAGGUUCUGGAGGAUCCAUCUCAGGGCUGGACAGCCAGCUGGAGAUGUCACUAAAGAAGCAACAGCAGCAACAUCAACAACACCAUCAUCAACAGCAACAGCAGCAGCAGAGGAACGAGAGGUCUGUUGGAAGCAGCCGGAGCAGCGGAGGGAGAAGCAGUGCUGAACAAGUACACUCCCACCUCCAUCACCAUGACAACCUAGGCUCCGUUGUCCAUUACGGCCGAGGUGACCCGUACACCCAGCACUCCCUUGCUCCCCAACACUCCUCACACAGUCAGCAUGUGUCCUCACACUCGCAGAUACCACCGCACACCCAAAUGGAGCUCCAGAAGAAGUCACAGGAGCGUGCAGAAAUCCCUUAUCCUCGGAAAACGCCGGAGGUCCAGCAGCAGCAUUCUCAGUCUCAAGCUGCCGCGUCGCUCAUGGACUCUCCCACUGAUCAGUCCCGUCAGCCGCCACACCUACUGCAGUCAGUGCUGUCCCACACCACCCGCAACAAACUGGAGCCUCAUCAACAGCACCACAAGAUGGACUCCCACCAACAUCAACAGCAGCACCACAAAAUGGACUCUCAUCGGCAGCACCAACAGCACCACAAGAUGGACUCCCACCAACCACAUCAGCAGCACCCAAAAAUGGACUCCCACCCUCAGCAUCAACAGCACCAGAAGAUGGACUCGCAUCAACAUCAGCAGCACCACAAAAUUGAUUCUCAUUCGCAGCAUCAACAGCACCAUAAAAUGGACUCUCUUCCCCAACAGCAACAGCACUCUAUUAGCCAACAGCAAGCUGUAAUGGAGAGCGCUGGUGGGAGACUUGGCUCAAGUAAACAUCAGGCUCAGUCUCAGUCACAAACCACCCAGCUCCAGCUUCAGCUGCAGUCCCAAGCUUUGGAGGUGGCAGCGGCUCACUACAAUCACGGGCCCCCUCCACAUCAACACGAGCAGAGCCAGGUCAAACAAAGCUCAGUGGUCUCCUCCCUGGACAUGCUGGAGCGUUCCCUUUCCCAGACCUCCAGCACAGACGUUGCUGUUGCAGAAGACAGACGCGGUGGACCGGGCAGCGCAGGAAGGAGUGGAGGCAGCAGCGAGCGCCACAGGCAGCAGCAGCAGGAGCAGCAGAGGCAGCACCCACCCCACCAUCAGCCGCAACAAACCCACCACUCACAGCAACACUCGGCAUCAGAGCUCCACUCAUUCCUGACUGAGCCAGAUAUCGGCUUGUCCACGGCGUCUCACAUGCACCAUCUUUCACAGCACCACGCGCAGCAGCAACAGCAGCAGCAGCAUCCAACCUCUCAACACCAACAAACCCACUCUCACCACCCUCACAGCCAACCCCACCCUCAGCAGCAGCCCCCCCACCCUCACCACAUACCCCCACCCUCUGCCUCAGCCCACUCCCAGUCUCAGCCUGACCCUCAGCAGCCGCUCUCAGCCCAGCUCACCCCUCAGCAGAGCCAGCUGGACCAGCAGCGCUCAGAACAGCACCAGUUUGACACAGUCAGCCCGGUGGAGAAAGCAGACCAGAAUCAACAAAGCAACCGCUUUGUACCCCUAACUUCUAUCUGCUUCCCAGACUCCCUCCUUCAGGAUGAGGAUCGCUCCUUUUUUCCAGGAAUGGAGGACAUGUUCUGUGCAGAGGACUACAAGUCGAGCUGCGCUGGUGGUGCAGGACCAGGCCAGGAAGAGAUGAACGAAAGCCACACCGGGCAAGAGGGAAUGGAUUCCAUGAAAGCUGGACAGAGUGCAGGUGGAGCAGGAGGAAGUAGUGGAGCUAGCUAUGAUAUAAUGGGUCACCAUGGUGGAGAUCAGGGUUAUGAACCAUACUGUCAUGGCCUGGAGGAACCCAGCAACAACACCAUGACUCUGGAUCUAGACUCCCUUAAAACGCAUGAGCUUCCCUCCACUGUCAACACGGAGCAGCUUGGAUUGAUACAGUCCCAGGCCCCAGCUAUGGGUAUGGGCUCCAAUACUGCUGGUCCUAACAACUCUGGAGCUAAAAUGUCCUCUGGGCCUGGAGGAACAAGCACAGGAACUGGUUCUGGAGGCCUACAGUCUCCCAUAUUCUGCUCAUCUCGUCCCAAGAAGCUCCUCAAGUCCAGCUCUUUCCACCUGUUAAAGGAGCGCAGGGACCCCAACACACUGCCUAAGAAAAGCUAUGCUCAAGAGUAUGAGUUUGAGGACGACGAGGAUAAAGCUGACCAGCCAGCUGACAUUCGGCUGAACAGCAGGAGGCUCCCAGACCUUUUGCCAGAUCUGGUGUCGAGCUGCAGAAAGGGAGGAGGAGGAAGUGGAUCUCUCAGCCCCUUAAUGGGCGACAUUGAUUUCUACCACUCUUCUGGAUACUCAUCUAUGGGUUCACACUCACUGCUGCCUCCAGAAGGACCCAAGAAGAGAGGCCGAAAGCCCACUAGGCCCAAAAGAGAGGGUCCCCCGAGGCCGAGAGGCAGACCUCGCAUCCGCCCCAUGCCUGAGCCCUACACUCCCCGGGGCAUGAUGGGAGAGAUGGGUGGAACAACAGUAGGUGGUGGAUUCAACGUGGAGGGCCGAGGCAGGGGUAGAGGCCGUGGAAGCAGAGGUAGAGGAGGAAGGAGGGAGGACAUGUACAUAGAAAUGAGCGGGAAGGAGCAGGAUCAGAUGCACCACCAUCACCUCCAUCAGCAGCAGCCACAGCAGCUCCAUCACCAGCCCCAGCAGCAACACGAGCCUAUUCCACCUCUCAAGAUCAAGUUGCCCAUCGGUACCCUGUCCUCCUCUGAUGCUUUGCUGAGGACAGACUCUCUGUCUGGCACGGACCCUGCUUUGUCAGACGGCUCAGUUGGCUCGGCUCCCUCGCUCGGUUUAAGUCCCGGACCUCCCUGCAGCACUGAAAGCACCAGAAGUCAGGACAAGAACAAACAGAAGAGCCAGAUGAUGAGUGAAGGAGUGGAUGACGAGGGGCUGGAGGAAAGGGGGGAUGAGAAGGACUCUGAAUCCAAGGCUGGCUUUGUCGCUUCAUUCUUGGACUUCCUCAAGACGGGGAAGAGACCUCCAGGCUUGGAUAUCUCACCAGGAAUGGAACCCGACAAUGGUGAAACUUCACCCUGUAAAUCAGGGGGCCUGCGCCCUCUGUCUCCUGCACCUCCUCCUCCGCCACCGCCUCCUCCAUUCGGGGAUGGUGAGGGCAAUGGGGGUCUGGCUCUGGGUAACUGCCCCAGCCCCAAGCGCUUAGAGGAUGAGCUAAAGAGAAAUCUGGAGACUUUGCCUUCUUUCUCCUCCGACGAGGAGGACUCAGUCGGGAAGAACCAGGACCUCCAGAAGAGCAUCUCCUCAGCCAUUUCUGCUCUGUACGACACUCCUCAGCUAACCUCUAACAUCCAGCCCCCGCUACCUCCUCCACCUCCCCAGCCUCAGACUCAGCCUACUCAGGCCCCUCUUACCCCUACACUGCAGCCCCCCACGCUGAGCCCACAGCCCACCAUGCACACGCCUCACGCUCAACCCCAGUCCAACGAACCGGACGUCCUUCAGGCAGAAGACGGAGACAUGGAUGAGAACAAGGAGGAGGAGGAGGAGAAUGAGGAGGAAAGAAGCACAGGAGGGGAUGAAGAGAGUGAUAUGACAGAGGAGAGAGAACCACAGCUGGAAACCCUGGGUGCCCCUAAGCUUGAUGCUCCUCUCCCCGAGAUUCCCCCAGAACCCGCCACCCCCGAGCCUCCCUCCAUCCCUCCAUCUCCUGCCUCAUCCUCCUCCCCCUCUCAUUCCCCCCUCCCUCCCCUCUCGCUCCCCUCACCCCUGCCUGCACCGGAAGAACAACGGGAGGACUCCCAGCCUCCGAGCCCCAUCGCUCCCACCUCGCCUUCUCCGCCGCCUCCCCCACCUGCUCCCGUCUCUCAGCCUGCCACUCCUCCUCCUGCUUCAGCCUCCCCUGCUUCUCCUGCUUCUCCACCACCACCACCGCCGCCACCACUACCCCCACCACCACCUGCGACUCAGAAGGAGUCUCCCAUGCCAUCUCCGGAGUCCCCCGCCUCUCCCGAAGAGCCCCCAGCUCCCAAGAUCACCUCGCUGCACCUUGCCCAGAAACAAGAAGAUGCGGCCAUCGUCGGGGAGAGCGAGGAGGAUGAGAGCGAGAGCGGAGGGGAGGGCAUCUUCAGAGAAAGGGACGAGUUUGUGGUGCGCGUGGAAGACAUUCGAACUCUCAAGCUGGCCCUACAGACGGGCCGUGAGCCUCCACCCAUCUGGAGGGUACAGAAAGCCCUGCUGCAGAAGUUCAGCCCAGAGAUCAAAGAUGGGCAGAGACAGUUCUGCGCCACAAGCAAUUAUCUUGGCUACUUCGGAGAUGCGAAGAGGCGGUACCAGCGGAUAUAUGUCAAGUUUCUCGAGAAUGUCAACAAGAAGGACUACGUCAGGGUGUGCUCUCGGAGACCGUGGCGCAGAGCCACGCCUGCUCUCAGACGCCAGUCCCUCCCCAGAAUGGCAUCCCCCCCUGCCACCCAGCCGCCACCGAGAGCCGUGGAGAAGGAGGAGAGAGUGACUCCACCGGUUCAGCGUGAACAGAGGGAGAAAACGAGGACGGCAACCGCUGCAACGACGAAAGAACAACGAGAGAAGAAGGAGGCUCCAGCUGCUGUGGCCAAAGCCAAGGAGAAGGAGAGGGACGCCGAGAAGGAGAGGGAGAAGGAGAAACGAGUCCAGCCUCAGCAGGAGAAGGUGGAGAAACGUGGCGGAGUUGGAGAACGAGGCAGAGCGAAGGAAGACAAGAAAGCGCUGGAGAGGAAGGAGAAGGAAAAGGCUGAGCGACCACCCAAGUCCAAACCAGCCAAAGUGAAGGCGGAGCCACCGCCCAAGAAGAGGAAGAAGUGGCUGAAGGAAGUCCCUUCAUCGUCUGACUCGGACUCAUCGGAUGAGGCAGCCAGUGAAAAUGAGAUGCCAGUGAAAGGCGGAGUGAACAACCGUGCCAUGAGGGAGAUGUUCAGGAGCUACGUGGAGAUGCUGGUGAGCACAGCUCUGGACCCCGACAUGAUCCAAGCCCUGGAGGACACAGACGAUGAGCUCUACCUCCCUCCGAUGAGGAAGAUUGACAGCAUCCUCAGCGAACAGAAGAGGAGGUUGUUGAGGAGAGUCAGCAUGAGCUCUCAGCACCAGGAGGUCCUGCAUGCUUAUCCGCAGAUCAUUGUAGACCCCCUGGACACAGGAGUGGUGAGGGUCCGGCUAAGCGGUGACGCUUACAACCGCAAGACCCUCAACAGAGUCAAAAAGACCCUGCCUAAACCACAGGACCUUAAACUGUCAGCCGACUCAUACCGGAUCUACAGUCUCUACCACUCUCUGCAUCACUAUAAAUACCACACCUUCUUACAGUGCAAGAAAGAGACCAACACCAUUGAGCAGGCAGCUGAGGACCCGGGCCAAGAGGAAGUGGUGCAGCAGUGCAUGGCCAACCAGAGCUGGCUGGACACCCUCUUCAGCUCCUUCAUCGAGCUGCUCACGCUCAGCACCAAAGCCUGAUUCAGUCGCGUUAAGAGACAGACUUAAAAAGAAGUGAGAGGAUUUUAAAAAACAAAAAGAAAAAUGGAAAGAGAUGGAUCCCACUGUACAGCCCCCCCGACCCUCUUCAAAUCUCUAAGGCCCUUGACGAACACAAGAGGGUCUGUUGACGUGACCUCGGACACUGGCCUCUGUUUUUUUGUUUUUUUGUUUUUUCCUUGUUGUUGAUCAGUGACUAAAGAAAUGUCUUACUUUUGCGAGACCCCACCGGAUUAAGGGGGUCCCUGGAGGGUCAAGAGGGAAUUCACCGUCGGUUUUAAGAAUAAAAAAAAAAAAAAAAAAGAAAAAAAAAGGGGGGAGAGACACGAGGUGGACGGACGGGAAGAGGAGGAGCCGCGAUGCCAAGUCAACGGAGGAGCCACUGACAUCUUGUUAACUGUGUGUCAUAAAGACAAUAGUUCAAAGAGAAACUAUUACUGCUUAGUUUUUACAUAAAUUAUUUUUUGAAAAGACUAACAUCAGCUGUUGGCUUUUGAAAAGAGUGGAAGAGGGUGAGAAUGCUUUUUAAACUGCGUGUAGAGUGUGCCGUGAGCAGCGUGACCAUGGACUCGUCCACGGAUAGAAACAUGAAAUGUGUUAAUAAAUGCUCUCUCUCUCUCUCUCUCUCUCUCAUUCUGUGCUACGUGAAGGGCAGCACCAGUCAGCUGUGUGAUAAUAUAUAAACACAUUUUUAUUAUUUAUAUGAGGAGGUUUUUAACUUAAACUCUCACGAGCGCUGGUUUUGCUGCCCUAACAUUUUAAAUACCUUUUUAUUUUCCACAGGUUCAGUAUACAAUCAUAACCCACAUAUCCAAGUCGUCUUCCCUCUAUACAAAAGAACAGACGUUGAGAAAUAUUGUAUCAAAUACAGUGGGUGUAAAAUAACGAGAGAAAAAACAAACAAAAAAAAGGACGAAAAGAGAAAAAAAAAGGAGAAGAGAAUGGCAAAAAUCUAUUUGAAACUUAACAUUGUUGUGCUUCAGUUCAAUCAUCAGUCAUGCAGGUGCAAAGAAAAAGAAGUAAACUAUCCAUUUCCCAUGUGGGAAGAAGGAGUAUAAAUAAGUAAUAUUUAAAGAGGAAAUAGUCAUUUCAUUUUUAUCAUUUUGAUGUUUGUGCAUACUAUGACUUAUUUUGAAAACAAUCUAAUUUUCCAUAAAAAAGGAAAAAAAGAUGUGUAAAUAUUGUACAGUUCUUGAUGAAAUUCUUUGUCCUUCUGUACAUUAACUCUCCUGUAUUUGAGAAACAAAUAAAAUCUGCAAAGAACAAA